This is a messenger RNA of Fusarium odoratissimum NRRL 54006, 5973 nucleotides long. RefSeq lists its product as uncharacterized. The transcript is spliced from 2 exons. Gene Ontology annotation, biological process: maturation of LSU-rRNA from tricistronic rRNA transcript (SSU-rRNA, 5.8S rRNA, LSU-rRNA); maturation of 5.8S rRNA from tricistronic rRNA transcript (SSU-rRNA, 5.8S rRNA, LSU-rRNA). NCBI's taxonomy places the organism in Eukaryota, Fungi, Ascomycota, Sordariomycetes, Hypocreales, Nectriaceae. The record is from RefSeq and is a predicted model, not a curated record. Gene Ontology annotation, cellular component: nucleolus. Bases 2439 to 5831 code for a protein of 1130 amino acids.
CAUGAGUUCCAUACCCAAGCUAUCAUAUCACCUUGAACAAGAGACGUUCUUCGUCAGACGUUGUACAGAGCGCAUGUUCAAACAACAAAGGUCAUAGCUCUUAGCCCUGCUCUCUUCGGAUAAACGCACAACAGAACCUUGCCUCGCUUGCUGGCUCCUAGUGCAAAUCUUAGCCUUGUCGACUCUGUUUGUCUUCAUUGAAUCGACAUCUGACGUUGCAUCCAUACAUCGUAUUUGGGGUUGCACCGCCGGUUUGGGCAAUACCCUGGUCCUGCCGGGCUGAUUGGUAGAUGCACCCCGGAACUUGGCCUCUUCAUCAUCUCUUCUCCAUCAAAUCGGUAUGCUGCACGUUUUGUUACUCUUCGACCUUGCGACUGACAACCGUGUUUGUCUGUGAGCUGUGAAAUGCUAGGGUCUCUUGAAACGUGGGAGCUUCAGGAACGCCUGUCAAUCUGCCUCUCAUCGAAUCCGGAUGCUCCUUUGGGCCAGGUUUGUUAUUACUUGGCCAAAGAAUUGGUCGCUACAUCCUAAAACAGCCGUGAAUGAUGUUUCAUGGCACCCAGAAUAGUGAUGAGCACGAGGCCAUUGUGAUGACCCGUAUUCUGGCGUGAGCUGACGCGAUACGAUUCGCCUGCCUUGAAAUCUUGAGACAAAAUGACUAAACGAUGACAGUCCCGAAAUUUUAAUAUUUGGCGCUGGUAGACCAGAACGGCUGAAAUGCAUUGCUUGGCCCUUCAGCGGCAUCUGACAAUAAGCGGCCAUACUACGUUGAUAACAGUGUCGUAUUGCAAUUGCCUCUUCAUCUCUCAGCCGGAGAAACAAUGCACAGCCCUGCUUUUGUCUCAGUAAGAGUCACCAAAACCACUAAACACCAACAAACAAGGUGGGAUGGCUUCAUUUGUGGGGUCAAUAGGAAGUGUGCCAGAAAAGGAUUGUUAGGGCACCUCGGUUUAGAGAGACAAAGGGUCAAACCGUGCAGCUGGGUCGGUGUCAAGCCUGAUCGACAGCCGGACCGCUCCCUGUUGCUGCUGCAAACAUCCAUGGUUGUUAGCUUAGUAGGGAGUCACGUAGUGUUUGCUUUUGGUGCCCUGCGAGCGAAAUUCCGUUACGCUUCCUUCCGCUACCUUGUCGUCAGAUGAAAGGUGAUACCCCUGACUUUGCCAUUCCUUGGUUCUUAAAAUAGCGACUCUUAAGUUGAAGUAUGGGUGGCUUUGCAACCUUGGCUUGGCUAGCUUUUGGCAGGGAUGCAUCCAGAAGCUCGUCAGAGGUUCCCCUUAGGUUGUAUCCAGUAUGAUGAAAAGAUUUAGGCAAGUUUAGUGUAAUGUUAGAGGGCCUUUACAUUGGCCAUUUUUGUCACUAAGGAUAAAGGCCCUGAGUUUUCUUGCCUGCCCUAGAGGGGUUCUGAAGAUAAUGGAGACAAAAGCCGAUUCACAUGCGAUGUUGUGUUCUCCAUCAAGCACAAAAUAGCAGGUGAUGGAUGUUCUAGUGGCGAUCUUCAGUCAUUCUGACUGAUGUUUUUUUUUAUAGCACUGCACAAGGCGCAAUAAUCAGUUCGGAGGGCAACCUGUCUCAGUCUUGACUUCGGGAAUGGCUGUAGAAAAAGACGGAGGAUCCUCUCAUGUCUAUUUUCCUUGUUUCUUGCGCAGUUAGCUCCUUCCACUCUGCAACGGCGGAUGCAACGGGAGUGGCGCAUUUGACUUCACGAUGUGGGAUCGAUGCGGCCUCGUCGUUUUUGUGAGUGGAGUUGUUGAACUCGUUCGACUCAGUUGACUCGUUCUGUGUGGGAAGAGUAGCAGUCGAUUAGAGGUCGAUGGCGAUGAUUAUCUUCAGCUAAGGUUGAUUCCAAGGCAAUGUUGUAAUAUGCAAUGUAACCAAGUCAUGGCUUUACUUAUCGACUACUCCAAGGAAAUGUUGAAUGCAUUGGAAGAACGAAUGCAAGUUGCUGAGAACAGCAAGCAAAGAUCCACUCAACAUGCAAACCUCCUCUUGAUUCAGGGAACCAUCUGGUCUCCCUCGCAAUGCCUCUGCCGUCCCAACGUCCAGACAAGUUCCUUUGCGCUAUGGCGUGUACCUUGAGCUUUUGAACAGCUCAAAGUCCAGUCUCUCAAAGUACAACAGCCACAACACGAAGGAACAUAUCUGGUGGCCAAACAGCACCACAGAUGAUGGCGACUUAAGUGUUGUCAAUUGAAAUAUUGUUAUUCCAUGUCUAGAUUCGCGAGGUUCCGUGUUAUUAAUCCCGAGACUAGAAGAAGCUUGAGAUUGGCAGAUAAGCUUCAACAACGCCGGGUAAUAGAUCUACCGACCGUGCUCCACACUGUUGGUCCCUGGUUCCGAAUCUGGCAGGCGGGACAGCGGUCACGCGUGGCAGAACGCCAAAAGUCAAGUAAAUUCAUGGAUUAGAGAUCUAGAUUGCGACAAGCUCCGAGGUCGUCAAAAUGGGCAAACGAGACUUCAAUAGCGGAGAUGGCGCUGCCGCUUUUCGCAAGCGCCAGAAAGUCGUACACGAGGCGCCAACAAGCGAAGAAGUUACCUCGAGCGAUCAAUUGCGCAAUCUCCUGUCCUUCGACCAGGAUUUGCGCAACGCCAGGCAUGGCCUUCAAUCUUUCAAGAAUCUCCUCGAUCAAAUAGUUCACGAAGAGGUUGACCGAAGAGCAAACCUCGACAUUCUAAAUCAAUACCUUGAAGCCGUCAAGCCCAGAGAUACAUCCGAAGAUGCAGUCUUUCUCAACGAUAUCAUGGAAAUGUGGUCCUUCGCCGUGCAGGUUAACAACGACGGUGUCAUGUCAUCUGUUGCCGUGGUCCUGGCUUUACUACUCCAGAUCCUCUCAGGCUCACUACAACUUGUCAAGCAUGGCCUCGGUAUCUGCCAGACCCUUCUGCAAGAGCAGCAACUGAAAUCAUUGGCAAAGAAUCUGUCAGCAGAAAAGAGCAAAGGUUUUAUCAUCUCGCCUACUCUCCGUCUCCUUCGAGAAGCUACAUGCCUAGACGGAGGCUCCUAUGCGAAGCGAAUCUUCCGCGCUCGAAAUUUCACAUUGACAUCGCUUGGACGAAAUCUUGAAAUUGGGCAUAUCGGAGAUACGCAGGAAGACGUGCGCAAAGCUUCCGUCAGGACAAAUGCUGUCCGUUUUUUUCUGAGCCUUCUCAAGUUCUUGGGUUCAGAUGGACGUAAAGAACUUGUAUCCCAGAAGGAACUUUUGUCCCAUGUGACUUAUAUGAUCAAAAGCGACCCUGCCUACCUCGUUGUGGAUAUUCUCGACUCUUUAAAGCUCUAUCUUCUCAAGGAUGACAAGAUCCCCAGGGAAGUCAAAUUCCGAUGCUUCAACACCAAGUCGUUGGUACGCUUCUUGGCUUUAUACACAUACACUAGCGAUGGCGAAGAUGUCAAUGAGAAGUCAACGGUGAGCUACAAGGCCCAUCAACUCCUCAUCUACAUCUGCACGACGCCUACUGCUGGUAUUCUAUAUCCUUCCACUGGUCUAUACCCUAAAGAGUCUGAAGACGACCCAACGCCAAGUGGGCGUGCGAAGGCUGGUACACGGGGUGCUCUCUUCGCCGACAAAUACAAACAAGACAUUCCUGUGUAUAACUUUGUCCUUGCCGAAUUCGCUCAAAAGUUGCGGCCUUGGUCCAGUUUGAAACAUAGCGAGCUUCUGGUAGCAAUCUUCACCGCUGCCCCUGAACUUACUGCAAAAUAUUUCCUAAGCAACCGAUCUUUCACGUUCGAACCAAAGUUAUCCAUGACAUGGAUUGGAUAUGCCGCGUUCCUCUUUAACACUAUGCAACUUCCUCUCCCUCCUCGCUUCGGAGACCGAUCGCGAUCUGCCAAGGCACCUCCUCCCACGUCCAUCCUUCUCGACAACAUUAUUCCUCUCCCCAUCAAUCAAAAAGUCCUGAUCCGAUGUCUUUCCUCCAAAUCCAACCUCACAUCUUUCUUUGCUACCCGCAUUCUGAUCGUGGCAGUCGAGAAGUUAGCUGAAGCUCUCAAGAUGCAUGAAGAGGUUUCAAAGGGCAAUGAUCCUGUCUGGGCAGAAGCUAGCCGUCGUUUAAUCGAUGCGUUUUGCCAACGUAUUCCUGACAUGAAAGAAAUCGUUCGGUCUUAUAAGGGAAUACCAGCUGAGAACAUUCUCCAUAAGGUCAUGGCCAGUCGUUUGCUACGCCUUUACUAUGAAGUCAUUCCACAAGUUGCCCUUGCUGCCAACUUUGAUGUUUCGCCUUUUUUCACAGAAGUUCUCAAGUCGCUCAACAAGGAAAGCGAGCAGCAUGAGGACGAGUCACUGAGAGUCAUGGAGCUCGAAAACUUGGUAUCAAUUGCCAGUUAUUCCCCCGGUAUGCGUUGGUUCUCAAGGAUAGACAAUCUCAUCGAUGGAGCAGGAUCGUCGCCAUACACUGCCCUCCUGCGGCUGCUUUGUGAUAAGAAGCGAGAUCUUCCUUUCCAGCAGCUGAAGAAGGUUCUAGGCGAGGUCGCAGUUGAGAACCAGAUGGUGACGAAGGCGUCCCUGAUGAGCCCCCUAUUUGAGGCUCUCCAGACAAUACUGGCCGAUGCCAAGGCAAAGCCAAUGGAGAAGGUUUGGUCAUAUGUUGACAACUGCAUCAACCGAUGUGCCUCCUCGCCAAUCAAGUAUCUCGAUUUGUUAGAAACAUAUGCCCAGGAAGAUGGUGUAUCAUCUGGUAGUGAGACUGCUUUGGUUAACGUGACCCUGGUAGAGCAGUUGUCAUUCGCAAUGGGCUCUGCUAACAGCGAUGAGCAAGCUGCGCUUGGCCAGUUCCUGUCUUGCUACUUCUCUACUUCAUACAAGUUCAAGCCAGGAAAACAACUCACCAAAGCUCUAUACAAACGCAUCUUGGAACAGUUUUCAUCAAGCAAGGUCAAGAUGAAGAAGCUCAAGGAGGAAAAGUCUGAUGAUGCAGAUGCUGAUGAAGAUAUGGCUGAUGCCGACACAGUUGAUGUGAAUGGUUCAAAAGAUGGCUCGACCAUUGAUUCUUCAAAGCUCGAGGCUAUGCUGCAUGUACCACUGCCCGAAGACGAGGAUACCACAGCUUUGACAAAAUGGGCUGGCAAAAACGCAGAAGACCUCGUUGAAGAUGGCUGGGCAGCAGCUUUGAUCCGCCUCCUCUCCUCUCCCCAUACCAACAUCCGCAAAGAAUCCCUCACCAGCAUUCUCAAGAUGGCUGCCAAGCUCAAGGAAUCUUCCUACGAAGAAAAGGAACAAGUUUGGCUCCUCUUGUGCGAACUUGCCGAGUCAUCGCGGGAUCAAGUUGACAAGGGCCCAGUCCCCUCUGCCUUCACUGCCUUCGCCAUCCAAGCUCUGGAUGUCCUGAAGAAUCCGCUGCACCCGCUCUACCCCAAAAUCAACAGCUUUCUCACACGCAGCCCCGUCUGGUCUGCUGACAAGCUUCCCCUCGCCCACGACAUUCUUCACGGUGAACCCUCAGAAGAUGAUAAGUAUUACACCGAAAUCACAUGGCUUCUCACCUACCUCCUUGACAGCUUGCGCACACCCUCCGAUCUUAGCAUCUUUCAUCGCAAGCGCUGGUUCGAGAAGAUACUCGCUCUCGGUGCCAACCCUUACUUACGUAUCAAUUUACGCACUCGUUUGCUACGUCUAUUGUAUCGCGCGACUUGCAUCGAAGGCGGUAGCACCACGCUGACGACUCGCUUCGGCAUUCUCAGCUGGCUGGACUCGCAACGGGCUGCUUUUGAGGGAGGUGAAGAGGCGGAUGUCACGAUUGCACUCAUGAGAAGGGUAUGGGAGACAUGUGAUCAAGAAAAGGUCAAGGUCUGGAGUAAGGGAGGCGUCGAGAAGUUACUUGCCAUGCAUGAUUUAUAGAGAUGAGUAGAUUGGAUAUAUAAGCUAGACACAUUUAUACAUACGACUGUUAAUACCCAGCAUUUUAAGACCACGAAGACUUCCGUUUAUCAAGGAAACGAAAAUCUCCUGUUAGGCACUCAAAUGCUCGCGAUAUGUCCAG